CGUUUCUAUUUGCUGAGGAAGAAUCUUUGAAGCUCCGGUCUUGGUGCGAUGAAGAUACUGUAGGCGGGUCGGUAAUUUGAUGCUUAAAGUUGUUGAACUGGAGGCUUCAUUAUCCUCUUAUCCAACUUUUCUCUUGUGAAGCCACAAACGGUCUCCAUCUGAUGACUUCACAGCCGCCUGAGGGGCCAAAAAUAACCAGUCCCUGAACAUUUCUGACUGUGCAGAGGGAUCUUAAUGUUUUGUCUUGCCCAAAGUGUGUGUAUCUGGCUAAGUAACAUAGUUUACCACCCAAAUUGGCUUGACUUGGGGAGUCCCAGGCUACUGCCAGCCCUGUUUAGCUCUGGCAUAAUGCCGCAGUAGCUUUCCCGAGAGAGGUAGUCGACUUUCCCUCCAGAGCUAGAGUCACACUGAUGAAAGGAAGACUGUUACCCUGGACGAAGGCCCUGUCUUGAGGCGGAGAGCAGGACUUGGCUUCACACAGCAGUUUGACAGUUUGUGAAGCCUGCAGGCUAUUUGGAUCUUACUCACCCCUUUCUUAGCUUAGGUUUGUUGGACAUGUGGAUGCUGCUAAUGGGGUUUUUGUGUCCAUUGUGGAAAAUCAUCUAGCUGUGGGACUUGUAGUUCAGAAGAAGGCCCAGCCAUGGAGGGUCUUGAGCAGCUUGAUAUGGUGGGCAAUAUCAGCCCAGCUCUUGAGGCCACUGAGGAAUUUAUCCACUGCAUGGACGGCAUACACGGCCAAGGUCCGAGUCAAGCUCAGACAGGAACCAACCAGUCUUCCAGGCAGCCUAAGCAGCUGCAGGAGGUGUCCAGUGCCGCGCUUGGGAAGCUGAGCUCCAGUGGCGUAUGGGGCUUGCUGGCCAGGGAGCAGACAGAGGUUGGGCCCCUAGGCCUGGCCUGGGCCGACAACUUCAGCGUGUUGGGGCUGGGGAUGAGCUUGAGGCAUGGCAAGAGAAGCCGAGCGCGCUCCACCAACGAUCUGGCAGCCCAUACCAAGGAGUGCACCAACAACACCGCAAACUCCUCGUCCAAAUCAGCCUUCAAGAAAGGACACAACCGGUCCAGGUCAGACGUCAACUACCGGCCAUCUGUAUACACGGACAACGGACUGCCCACUGUGGACUGCAACACUCUGAAGAACAUGAUCCUCAACCACCAGCCAGAGGCUGAUAAAAGCAGCAGUAGCAGUGUGGUGAAGCAGGGUGAGAUGGAGCAGCGUGAGGGCCCCCGGGGUCGCUGGACACCUUGCUAUGUCGAGCUGACGCCCUGUGAGCUCCGGCUGUACACUCUGGACAGCAGCGCUAAUCGCCAGCUGGCCACCGCCUGCUCUCUGUCACACUGCCAGAGCAUCAUCUCACCAGCACCCUGCAGCCAGCCAGGUCAGGUCACCCAGCCCGCAGAUCAACGCACGCUUCAGGCUUUGUUCUUCAAUAGCACACGUCUCCAGCUGAGGGCGGCCAAUCAAUGGGAGGCUAUGGAGUGGAGACGGCUGAUUUGGGAGAAGGUGCAGGCAGCCAGACCUGCGAGGAAGGAGAAUCACCAGCGUAAGACUGUAGUAGAAAAGCAACACGUUGUCAAGUUUCCUGCACUCAUGUCACCGUCCUCAUCGCCCUCUCCGUCAGGGCUCGACACCAGGCCUGAUGGUGACAGCGACACCUCCUCUUCAGCAGAGGCGUCACUCUCUCUCAAGCCUAAUUCUGGCGUCCCCAGCAGGCCCACCACGCUGCCGCUGUUCACCCAACGCUGCCAGGACGUCCUCAAAGCUGGUCUGCUCCACCAGCUGAAGGAUCAGAACAACUGGCGGGCCUUUACAUUCGUCCUGACCAGAACUGCUCUCCGGGCCUUCCCUACAGAGGGCCGUGGAUCCGUGUCCCAGCCUGUCCUCCAGUACUCCCUGGCCUCCUGCUUGGCCGUGCGGCACGAUCAGGAGCCAGAGAAUGGAGAACCGUGGACAGAUAGAGGGGGCCGCUUCCAGGUAGUUUUCCCCAAAGAGGUACUCAGACUUCAGGCAGACGAUCAGCCUAAGGCCCAGGAAUGGGUGGAGGCCCUGAGGGAGGCGGUCGGAGCGCAGAGGCCUGCCCAUGAAGAAGGGGGAGAAUCAGGAGAAGGACCUUCAGCCCUCCAGGGAGUGCUGUUGAGAUCAAAACCAUCCAGGGAGAGGAGACAGCGGGAGGCCCAGAGAGCCAAGCGGCAGUCCGUCACUACCAGUUUCCUCAGUAUCCUCACCUGUCUGGCUGUGGAGAAGGGACUGACUGCUCAGAGCUUCAGGUGUGCAGGUUGUCAGCGUCCAGUCGGUCUCUCCAGAGGAAAGGCAAAGGUCUGCUACUACAGCGGCUGGUACUACUGUCAGAGCUGCCAUCAGGACAACUCCUUCCUCAUCCCAGCACGCCUGCUGCACAACUGGGACACCAGCAAGCAUAAGGUGUCUAAACAGGCCAAGGAGUUCCUGGAGUUUGUGUAUGAGGAGCCCCUGCUGGACGUCCAGCAGCUCAACCCGUGUCUGUACGAGCACUGCGAGCCUCUCAGCACGGUGCUGCGUCUCCGCCAGCAGCUCCAGUCACUGCGGGCCUACCUGUUCAGCUGCCGAGCAACCAUUGCCGAGGACCUCAGACGAAGGAUCUUUCCCAGGGAAUACCUGCUACAGCACAUCCACCUGUACUCCAUGGCUGACCUGCAGCAGGUGAUUGAUGGAAAACUGGCUCCCUUCCUGUCCAAGGUGAUCAAGUUUGCCAGCUCCCACGUGUUCAGCUGCAGUUUGUGUCGAGAGAAAGGCUUCAUCUGCGAGCUCUGCCACAACGAGCAGGUCAUCUACCCGUUCCAGGAGAACGCCACCCGGAGGUGUGACGGCUGCGGCGCCGUGUUCCACAGCGAUUGUCGACAGAAAGCUCAGCCGUGUCCUCGCUGUGUUCGCCGAGAGCUCCACCACAAGAGGCCGUCCUCCUUGUGGUCACACGACGACGACAGCCCCGGGUGCUUUCACCUGCCGUACCAAGACACCUGAGACGCACACGGACAGAAAGCAGUAACAGUCAGGGCGCUGCCAGGCCGUGGCGCUGGACAAAGCGCCUGUUUUUCUGAUUGCUGUGUUUCUCCAGGACUAAUUCUGUGACAGAUCUCAGAGCGUCUGAUGCAUCGUCAGGUUUGUGUUUCUACCUGAUGACACGCGCACCUGAGCUAAGCCCUCUUUGUCCUUCUGUAGAGAGCAGGGAGGAAACCAACUGAAGAACUGCUGCACCAUGCCUCACAGACUCACAGACUUGUAUUUGUAGUCAAACAUCACACGUCAAGGUCAUCGUCCGCCGUCCUCAUCCUUUACAACAUUCACUUAUUCUAACCAACGUCUUUCAGCACAAGUUAAGUGAUGAAACGAUUAGUCAUGGGACAGGAAAUUAACCAACAAUUUCAGUAAUUAUUUAAUCAUUUAUCGAAAAGGCAAAACAUUUUUUGAUUGGAGCCUCUCAAAUGUGAAGGUUUAAUAACAAAUAACUUGAAAACUUGAUCCUGGUUUUUGUCUUGUUUACAGACUUAAUAAUAAAUGAUCUGUUUAAUCUAUGAUGGAUAUAAUACGUUGCACUAAUACUGAUGUUAAAGAGAUAAUCCAUCCAAAACCUUUCAGUAAGACGCUCUGACACACUGUGGCCUUGAAAGGUGGCUGUAAAAAAUGUGUAGUUUCAUUCUUUUAAAACGAUAAUCAUGUGCUCAUAUGAAGAUUGAAAUGAGUUUUGCUUGUUGUAAUGUUUCCUCCAGUUCAUACUGACCAUUAACUUUUUCCUUUUCUAAAUUGAUUUCAAUGUUUUAUGUAAAGAUGCAUUCAACAACACCACUGUGGACACCACUCGCAUUAUAUAUGCAACAUAUAUUUUAAUAACCAGUAUAAACAGGAGGAAUGAUUGCAGAAAGCAAAACAUGUUCAAUGUACAUACAUGCAUGUGAGUAGUGUUUGAAAUGUGAACCUGUCCUUUCAUCAUUUUUCAGAACAUCAAUAGAAGCUUCUCAAACCAAAUCUGCAGCACAAUCCACUAUGUUUAAAAGAUACUAUUAUAUGUUCCAUAAUAAUGUUGAAUACAUUACAUUUGAAAACAAAUCCAAUCUAUAAAUAAUGCGUUUCCUGUUAUGGUUUGAGCUCCAGGAACCUCGAGGGUUGAUAUACUGUCGGUACUCGUGAGAAGAAGAAAACUCUUUUUAAUUGUGAGAUUUUCUUUCAUCACAAUAAACUGAAUAUCUUUUGGGUUUUGGGCAAAAUGCCGUUUUUGUUGUUAUUUUCUUUCAGUUUUAGAGACCAAGAGAUUUAUCGAGGUAAUAUAUUGAUAAUGAAAAUAAUCAGUAAAGUUAUUAUUUACUGGUUAUUAUUCCACAAUAUUUAAAUGUUAUAUUUAAUCUUAUUUGGAGAACAUAUUAGUAAUUGUUACAUGUGGAUUAUGCUUCUGGGACAGCUUCAUAAGUUUCUGUGGACGUUUUGAUUUAUUUCUGUCAUAACUUUUAUUUAUUUUCGGGGGGGGGGGGGGGGGUUGACUGGGGUUAGGGUUCACUUGGGAUAUAACUGGAGCAAUUAGAUUGCGAUAUGUUAACCAAUACAAAUAAUAAGAUAUAAAUGAUCGCUGAGAAUGAAAUAUAGAAAUCCGUCCCUCCUCUGUCAGAUCUCAUUUACCGUAAAGUGAGUUGUUUAGAUGUGGAUGUUUUCUAACUCACUCGUGUGUUAUUUUAAUGUAAAAUGUAAACGGACUUACUUAAAAAAGUCUGUCUGAGCACAUUUCCUCCAGUCUAACUGUAAAAUAACGGGCAAUAAUCUGCUGUCAUUCUUUCCUUCAUUGUUGCCUUUUCCCUUCGCUCUUCCUCUGUGAUUCUACUUCCUGUUGUGCUUUAUUCAUGCAGAAUCUAUCACAUGUGAUAGCAGCUUUAGCUUUUAGUAUCUCUAUGCAACCUAGAUGGCCUUUUAUAACCCACUGCUUUCAUGUGUAAAGGUCUGGAAACACUUUACGUUUAUGUGUCAACACUGCAGCACCCGCUGCGUUUCCAUCCGGCUUUAAGGGACAUUUUACUCAAAUGUUGGACAAAUAAAGAAAGUCAACCUUGUAGCCGAUUAGCUUCCUGGAUGCCCCAAAACAAUAAAAUCAACAAGGAAAACAAUUGUCAAGAUUUUCUAAAAAAAAAUGUAAAAUAGUUUUUGGUGGAUGUAAAACUAUUUAUGAGGCUUACAAAGUCUUUUGUAUUCUUUCUACAGAAUACAGUGUUGCUCCAAUCCAAUAAAUGCUGCCUCCGCUGAUCUUUUCAAGCUGCACUCCCUGAGUUGAAUUUGACGUUUCUAAAUAUCCACAACAAGUUUGGGUACCUUUUUUGGGGAUAUUUUGGGGCUUUAUAACAAAGUCAUGGAUUGCAUGUUUAAAGUCUGGAAGGGAACAACUUGUUUACUUUUCAGAGGAUCUGAAGGCCGGACUCGUUUGAUUUCUGUUUCAGUGUUAAUUCUUUGCUCGUCUGUCUUUUUCCAUCUUGUUUGAGUCAUAACAACUUGUUAACUUUGAAAUGAAUUCAUGUACAAAUAAGCUUCUGCAAUCAGCAGUCGGUUUAUUUGUGAAAAUGUAUUUUUGUGAUCACAUUGACAGUUACUCAUGUUUAUGAACCAUGUAGGAUACUGUAAACUUAAACUAAAUAACCCAGUGUAGUUUAAACAUAUGGCUGGAAACGUGCACUGAUGUGACAGUUGAUUAUAUUUUGUUGAACAGGUGAUAUCAAAAAUGAAAUGUUUAAGUUAUUGUUGACUGAUUGUGCCUGCUGCAUAAGUAUAUUUGAUAUGCAGUAUAUGUUGACUGUGAAUCUUUAGCACUAUUGUUUUUAUUUGUUUAUUUGUGUUCUACAAAGUCCAGCAGGUUUUUAGGGAUUGUCAUAUAUUUUUUUAUAUUUGCACAUAGAUUAGAGUCACGGUGCUUUGCAAUAGCAACGGUACACAUAACAAUGGCCGCCGCGCUGCUCAUCCUGCUAUGUUAAAUGGGAAUGUCUGAUCUACUCUCGUUCUAUUUUUAUGUUACUGACAGUCAGAGAAAAAUAACCAAACGUCAACCUGCCCCAAGCUCAAAGCUUUCACGCCAUAAGUAUUUCAGUCAGCAGUACUCCUAUCGUAGCUCGCUAAUGCAAGAGUAUGAAUUAUCAAAUAUGUCUUUAAACAAAGUGUCAAUUUUGCAUCUAUAUAUAUAUUUUCAGUUGUACCUCCAAAUUGACAUCUUAAGAUGAUAUGGAUACACUUUUAGCAUGUUUUAAAACCUUGUGUUUCUUGCAAAGGUGAAAUUAGCUCUGUAGUAUUCAUGCUAUAUAAUAAGACGUAAACCCAAUUAGAGUUAAUUUCCUGUUGCUACAGAAUAUUGAUGCUUAUGUGAGAGCUGAACUUCACUCAUUUGCGCACAAAUGAUUCCCAAUACCUGCUGGGCUCUGUCGUCCGCCUCUGUGUAGCUUCAGCAGCUGACGUGUAGACGUGUGCAUCUGAUCCCUUUUUAAAACUUUGAUUUAUUUGCUUGUUUUAUGCUUUGUUUUGAUUUUUUUUAACUGCCCUUUCUAUGAACAUGUUGAAGCACCUGUUAUGAAUGAUGUUUACCUAUUACGUUUGUUAUCUUUUUCAGUGACACGCAGAAGUACAUUGAAAUGUAUUUGUCACACGAUUGGAAGGUUAUGUUGCAGGCACAUUGCCAUCACCGCAGUAUGUUUUACCUGACGUGUUUGGAGAAGAACAUAUUGUACAGUAUUUAAGCAGAAUAACUGGACUGAAAUUAUUCUCUUUUGCACUUUUAUUUAUUUAUUGUUUUUUUGUUUAUUAUCAUUUACCUUUUCAUUGCAGCCAAACUUCUUAUGCAAAUACAGGGAUUUGAUUUUGUUUUUUGGUUUCGUUCAAAUGUGUCCGCUAGCCACUGAUGCCAAUAAAAACAAAGUUCUUAAUAGGGAAAGUGUUUGAAUCCUGUGUG
Molecule: messenger RNA, 6944 nt
Organism: Cottoperca gobio
Lineage: Eukaryota; Metazoa; Chordata; Actinopteri; Perciformes; Bovichtidae
Gene: plekhm3
Product: pleckstrin homology domain containing, family M, member 3
Exons: 8
Coding region: 641-2998 (785 amino acids)
Source: RefSeq, a predicted model, not a curated record